AUGGUAGAAGUUCAAGAUAUAGAAAGUGGUAUUGAUAAAGAAAAUCAUAAUGUAGGUGACGAGAGUGUAGAAGAUCAAAAUAUAGAAAAUCAAGUUUUAGAAGAAGUUGAUGAAAGAAAAGUUAAAUGUGAAACAAAAUAUGAAUCUAAUUCAAAAGUAAAUUACACUGUCGCUUGGAAGGAAGAAUGUGCUGAAUGGAGUAUUAAUAGUACAAAAUCAGCUAUUAAUUCAUUUUUAAAGGUAUAG
This is a messenger RNA of Diversispora eburnea, 246 nucleotides long. Lineage: Eukaryota; Fungi; Glomeromycota; Glomeromycetes; Diversisporales; Diversisporaceae. The record is from the annotation of a GenBank genome assembly.